CGUGUCGAUCUUGCUAGCAGAAUCCGGUAUUACAUGUGGUCAUUUGGAAAGCAGAGAAGCCUCUUUUUUUCCCCUUCCCUUGCUUCACUGCAAGGGGGUGGCCCUUGGAAACACCUUAUUUUAACAUACGGGCUAUAAAUACUGCUCGGAGAUAGGGACGGACUGAAAGACUGCGGUAGGCAUCAGGACGCCCGUGGAGCCGGCUAGCCGCCAUAGCCACUCCUUGCAGCAGAGGCUUUCUUACGCUGAGCCUGCACUGUACCUAACAUUUGAGAAAGAAAGUUGGAGAAAUACCACUAUAUCCUUGGGAACAUAUUGUAGAGAAAAGGAAAACAGUGGUGGUCUUCCUUUUUGGAAAACAAACUUAACUCUUGGCAGCAAUUUUUCUCACUGAUUCCAUCUUAACCAGCUAGACCUUCCUUAAGAUUACUUCUCUCCUGUUUCCAUCACAGUCGGAGAAUUUGCUUGCUCACAGUGCACCUUACCCAGCAAUCAAGAUGAUGCAGAUCUGUGACUCUUACAGCCAAAAACAUUCCCUCUUCAAUGCAAUGAACCGCUUUAUUGGAGCUGUUAACAACAUGGACCAAACGGUGAUGGUGCCCAGUCUUCUUCGGGAUGUGCCUCUCUUGCUGGAAGAACUGGAUUCAGGGGGUGGUUGUGGAGAAAGGGAGGCCCAGUUGACUCCCAAUGGCAGUACCUAUUGUUCUUGCAGAGAUAUGUAUAGUCACUAUAUGUUGCUCAAGUCCAUUCGCAAUGACAUUGAAUGGGGUGUAUUGCAGCAGGCAAAUGAGGACACCACUGGAAGGAAGAAGGAUAAGCUGAAUGGGAGCUCUGGUGCCAUGGACAUAAGCCGAGGGGUCCCUGAAGAUGAGGAGGCGGAGGAGGAUUUAGAGAAGCAAUUUCAUUAUCACUUGAGUGGGCUUCACACUGUGCUCUCUAAACUUACCCGCAAGGCCAAUGUACUUACCAACCGCUACAAGCAGGAGAUUGGAGUCAACAACUGGGGGCACUGAAUCAGGGAGGGGGAAAGCAUGGCCUGCCUGCCUGCCUGCCUGCCUGCCUGUUUGGGUGAGAAGUAAAAAAACAAAACAAAACAAAAAACAGAAAAAGGGGAAAUAGGCAUUUGGAAAGGGCUAAAGAAGAAUGCAAACAAGAAUGAUUGUGUGUGUGUGUGUGUGUGUGUGUGAGAGAGAGAGAGAGAGAGAGAGAGUGUAUGGGAGAUUUAAAAUUGUAAAGAAGGAGUAUAUCAAGGUCAGUAGUAAGUGUAGGAUGCAGUAUAAAAUUUUGUGUCUUGAAGAGAAGAAUGCAAAGAUAAGAAAAUGAAAGGGGCUUUUUAUUUUAGAAUUUUACUGUUGACUACUAUAACUUUUGGGAGGCAGGGUGAUAAAUUUCUGCCUGAACUAGCAGGCAUAACUAGGCAGCCAAGUAUAAAGUUUCCAGAUUUUGAAGACUCAGAAUGAUGUAUAAUGGCCCUGGCCAGUUACUGAAAGAGUUUGUUAUAAUUCCUGGGAAACUGCACAAGUGCAUGUGGUGGUGGCAAUUGUAGAAAAGAUUGUAUCACUUCUUUCCUGAUUUUGCACUAAUUUUGUAACAUAAAUAUAUAUGUGUGUGUGUGGAUGUAUGUAAGAACCUAUCAAUUCUCUGCAUGCUGUCAGAAUUAUAGACAUCUUAUUUUUUACCAACGCACAAAAAUGUAUAUUAACACUAGUUAAAUAUGUUUUUUAAAUAUACAAGGUGAACAGUUAUUGUUCAUCUUUAGAUACAACACUUAUCUUUCCUUACUGCAUAGAACUGGUUGAGAUGAAACUGCAAGUAUGCUACUUAAAAUAUUUUUGCAGUGGAUACAACCAGUUAGCUAAUGUCCACUCAUAUUUCAGUGGAGAGUAAAACCAAUUACUUAAUGUGCACUCAUAUUUCACUGGAAAGAUAGGGUCCCAUUAUUGUACAUGUAUUGAAGAUUAUUUAAACUUUUUUAUUCAGAUGUGGAAUAUAUUCUAAAAUAAGAUAUAUUGACUAAAGUUGAUGUAUGUUUGUAUACUAUGGCUCCACUUGAAUUAAAUGCUAAUGUUUACAAUACAGCAACUCUAAAUAUUCUUUACAAGAGAAAUUACUCUUUAAAUUGUUUUAAUCAAUUUAUUCAAAUGGAUUGUAGGAGCAGUGUUCUCUGUUCACAACUCUUAUUCCAUGGAGCAGAUGAUCUUUGCAUUAUAUUCCAAAUUGUGUUGUUUAAUUUAUGUAUAUGCUGACUUUCUUUGAUUAAAUUCAAAGAAAUGCAAAUAGGGCUUCUCAGGGCAUUACAUUUUCAGACCUUUCG
This is a messenger RNA of Protobothrops mucrosquamatus (brown spotted pit viper), 2314 nucleotides long. RefSeq names its product MID1 interacting protein 1 (gene MID1IP1). Gene Ontology annotation, cellular component: cytosol. The record is from RefSeq and is a predicted model, not a curated record. The transcript has 2 exons. Bases 498 to 1013 code for a protein of 171 amino acids. Lineage: Eukaryota; Metazoa; Chordata; Lepidosauria; Squamata; Viperidae. Gene Ontology annotation, biological process: regulation of lipid biosynthetic process.